Messenger RNA from Mangifera indica (mango), 417 nucleotides. Its product is annotated as phosphatase IMPL1, chloroplastic-like. The annotation marks the transcript as partial. The record is from RefSeq and is a predicted model, not a curated record. Gene Ontology annotation, molecular function: inositol monophosphate 1-phosphatase activity. Gene Ontology annotation, biological process: inositol metabolic process; signal transduction. Lineage: Eukaryota; Viridiplantae; Streptophyta; Magnoliopsida; Sapindales; Anacardiaceae. The transcript has 4 exons.
GUGGAGCGAUCUCUUCUAGUGACUGGCUUUGGAAAUGAACACGAUGAUGCAUCGGCAACUGAUAUAGAAUUGUUCAAGAAAUUUACAGAUGUAUGCCAGGGUGUGAGAAGACUUGGUGCUGCUGCUGUGGACAUGUGGCAUGUAGCUCUUGGGAUUGUAGAAAGCUACUGGGAAUAUCGUCUAAAGCCAUUGGAUAUGGCUGCGGGUGUUUUAAUUGUUAACGAGGUUGGCGGGGCAGUCACUUGCAUGGAUGGUGGAAAGUUUUGUGUGUUUGAUAGAUCUGUUUUGGUAUCCAAUGGUGUAAUACAUGCUGAGCUUUUGCAGAGGAUUGCACCACCAACUGAGAAAUUGGAGACUAAGGGAAUUGAUUUCUCGAUCUGGUAUAAGCCCGAUAAUUACAACACAGGCAUUUCAAAG